Messenger RNA from Elephantulus edwardii (Cape elephant shrew), 975 nucleotides. Its product is annotated as olfactory receptor 51V1-like. Gene Ontology annotation, biological process: G protein-coupled receptor signaling pathway. The transcript is spliced from 2 exons. The coding region runs from base 1 to 975 and encodes 324 amino acids. The record is from RefSeq and is a predicted model, not a curated record. Gene Ontology annotation, cellular component: membrane. Gene Ontology annotation, molecular function: G protein-coupled receptor activity; olfactory receptor activity. Lineage: Eukaryota; Metazoa; Chordata; Mammalia; Macroscelidea; Macroscelididae.
AUGCAAGCCUGGAAAGAGGAUCUCAAUUGCAAAAUACUGACUGCAGUAAGUACCGGUAUGAAUACUUCCUCCUUUUUGCUCAAUGGAUUUUCUGGCUUUGAGCAACAAUAUCCAUGGCUUUCUAUACCUUUCACCUCCAUCUAUGCCAUAGUACUUACAGGAAAUUGCAUGGUCCUUCAUGUGAUCUGGACUGAGCCAAGCCUACAUCAGCCCAUGUUUUACUUCUUGGCUAUGCUGGCCCUUACAGAUUUAUUCAUUGGCAUUUCCACAGUGCACACAGUACUGGGGAUCUUGUGGGGGCUUAUCCAAGAGAUUAGUUUGGAUUCUUGCAUUGCUCAGUCCUUUUUCAUCCAUGGUCUGUCCUACAUGGAGUCCUCUGUUCUCCUUGCUAUGGCCUUUGAUCGCUAUAUUGCCAUUUGCAACCCACUGCGUUAUUCAUCUAUCCUGACUAAUUCCAGGAUUAUUAAAAUUGGAUUCACCAUUCUAGGUAGGAGUUUCUUGUUCAUUAUACCCGUCAUCAUCCGUCUGAGGUUCUUCCACUAUUGCCGACCGCACAUCCUCUCUCACUCUUUCUGUUUGCACCAGGACCUUUUACGCAUAGCCUGCUCAGACACCAAAUUCAAUAAUUACUAUGCCCUGACAUUGGUCAUCUGCACACUAUUGCUGGAUGCUAUACUAAUUCUCAUCUCCUACAUUCUGAUUCUUAAGUCAGUUCUUGCAAUUGCCUCCCCGGAGGAGCGGCAUAAGUCUUUUCAGACCUCCGUCUCCCAUAUCUGCGCAGUCCUUGUGUUCUACAUUCCUGUCAUCGGACUAACAAUGGUGCACCGUUUUGGCAAGCAUCUCUCCCCCAUUGUUCCUGUGCUUAUGGGCAAUGUCUACAUUCUUUUUCCACCUCUGAUGAACCCUAUUAUCUACAGUGUGAAGACUCAACAGAUUCGUAGAAGGAUUCUCAGGCUAUUUUCACUGAAAAGGUAA